AGUUCAACGGCGAAAAAAAUGUAUAAAAAAAUGAAGUGCAUCGUGGUUCAAAUUCAUUGUAUUUGUCGAUGGAUUUAUUAAAUAUUUGUUUGUUGCAAAAAAAAAUCUAUAUAAACCAUUACAUAGACGUCCAUCCGAAUUCGGACAUGCGCUAAACAAGACAACGAUUCUUAAAAAAAAAAAAAAGAGAAUCUCUCUCCACUUUUCUCUCUCUCUAUCUCUCUCCCCGUGGAUCGAUGGCAGCUUCGGUUGAUCCUUUGGUGGUGGGAAGAGUGAUCGGAGAUGUAUUGGACAUGUUCAUCCCCACCGCCAAUAUGUCUGUCUACUUUGGCCCCAAACACAUCACUAACGGCUGCGAGAUCAAACCUUCCACCGCAGUCAACCCUCCUAAAGUCAACAUCUCCGGCCACUCCGAUGAGCUUUACACUCUCGUGAUGACUGACCCGGACGCACCUAGCCCGAGCGAGCCGAACAUGAGAGAAUGGAUCCAUUGGAUCGUCGUGGAUAUACCCGGAGGUACCAACCCCUCGAGAGGAAAGGAGAUACUCGCAUAUAUGGAACCGAGGCCACCGGUGGGGAUUCACCGUUACAUAUUGGUACUUUUCCGGCAGAACUCACCGGUGGGUCUGAUGGUGCAGCAGCCGCCUUCGCGAGCCAAUUUCAGCACUCGGAUGUUCGCUGGUCAUCUCGAUCUUGGUUUACCUGUGGCCACAGUUUACUUCAACGCCCAAAAAGAGCCAGCUUCACGCAGACGUUGAUUCCAAGAUACAACAAGAAAUAACAGUGAGCCUUGUCCGGGUUUACCUAUAAACCGAACUGGAAAAAAUGUGGGUUUUAUAUGUCAUUCCAUAUUUUGUAUUAGUCCGGUUAUCGCUAUAUCUAUAUAUAUAAUUAUAUAUAUGUAUAGUUUCAUAUAUACAAUCAUACAAAUAUGUCUGUGUGUUUGAGUAUAAUAUAUGGUUUUCGUUUCUACGAGUAAUUAUAAUUUAGCUUUUAAAAUAA
Molecule: messenger RNA, 1002 nt
Organism: Thlaspi arvense
Lineage: Eukaryota; Viridiplantae; Streptophyta; Magnoliopsida; Brassicales; Brassicaceae
Source: the annotation of a GenBank genome assembly